UACUCAAGUGCCGUACAACAAAUUAGUCUCAUUGAAAGUUCUAUGGUUGAGACUUUAUAGAAUGUUUAUUAAAUUUAUUUUUAACUUGUUUGCACAUAAAAGAAGGGUACUUUAAAUAGGAGUCACGUUACUGCCGACAUCGAUUAUACUCCUAUGAAAUGAUCGAGUUCUCGCGCACUUUCUUUUCGGAUGUGUGUGUGUACAUUCGCUCAGCUGUUCUGAUUAGAAGUGAUCGCGGCUCGUCUGAUUGCACAAAUUUUCGAAGCUUUGGAGUUUAUUUUUAGCACACGUGCCAUGUCGUUUUGGUAUGAUCCUCGUGGAUUUUUGCUGCGUAACAGCAUGUUAUUUGGUGCCUGAUUCGGUCGAUAUACGAACGUUUGCUCAUCGCGUUAGUUAUCACAAGUUUGACAUUAAUCCGAGAUCGAUGUGCUCCGCAAAUUGACGCUCAAUUUUCACCGUGAUUGUUAAGGUUCAACCAUGAAGAAGACACGUUCGAGUAUUUUUCAUGACAUUUAUUACCAGCCAUAUGAUGAUUGCACCAGGAUGAAGCUUUACUCUAGCAGUAAAGCGAGUCUACAAAUGAUGCAGCGUAUGGCAUUGUUAAAAAGAUUAAAAGUUCAUAAUGGUUGUGUAAAUUCUGUUUGUUGGAACGCAACUGGUGAUUUAAUAUUGUCUGGUAGCGAUGAUCAACACCUUGUGCUUACAAAUGCAUACAAUUAUGAGGUAUUGACAGACUGUAAAACCAGUCAUAGAGCUAACAUAUUUAGCGCGAAAUUUUUGCCUAAUAGCGGAGAUCAUCGAAUAGUUUCGUGUAGUGGUGAUGGCAUUAUUUUGUAUACAGAUUUAAUGAGAAGAACUAAAACAUUUCAUAAUCAGUUUAAUUGUCACAGUGGUACUACUUAUAAAAUAGCAACAAUACCUGGUGAACCGCAUAAUUUUCUAAGCUGUGGAGAGGAUGGUAGUGUGAGGUGGUUUGAUUUAAGAAUAAAAGAUAAAUGUAGUGCACCUAGAUGUACAGAGGAUGUAUUAAUUUCAUGUGAAAGAGCUAUAACUGCCUUAUCAGUAAAUCUAACUUCACCCCAUCAAAUAGCAAUUGGUUGUUCUGAUAGCACUGUUAGGAUAUUUGAUAGAAGAACUCUAGGAACACCAGCUACUGGUUGGACAGACAAAGCUAGAGCAGUAAGGCCUAUAUGCAGUUUCACUGUUCCAGAAUUUGAAGGAAAUUCUCAUAGAAUAACGUCUUUAAAUUACAGUCCUGAUGGGCAAGAUGUGCUUGUUAGUUACAGCAGUGAUCAUCUGUACCUGUUCAAUGUGAAGGAUCAAGCCAGCGUACAAUUAAAAAAAUCUAUUGGUACGGGAAAAGGAAUGGGUAAAAAGAAAAGAUUACGGUCGCCAUUACCGGUACGUAGAUUAAGACUUAGGGGAGACUGGUCCGAUACUGGUCCUGAUGCUCGACCCGAGUGCGAGGGCGGUCGACGUAGCGGUACAGAAAUUGCUCAAGCCAGACCAGUUCUUCACACAUCAUUAAUGCAAAGAAUGACAGAUGUUCUUAGUAGAAUGUUAAACGAUCCAGCUACUAGAGCAGCGUUGUGCGGUGGUGGCGAGGACAGUUUAGAAGGUGUAAUUGAUCAUCAAGAAAACACGCAAAAUAACAACGAAAGUGUGGCAGAAUCUAGCGAGGAAAGACAUAACGAAACUGAAGGAGCAGAAAGAGCUGUGUCUCAGAGUAAUCAAGAAGCAGAUGUGUCAGAUCAACAAGUAGAUAGACAGGAAAAUCCAAGUUGUAGUGGUGUACAAAGUAAACCUGAAACGAGUUAUUCUGCGGAAACGGAAGGAGAAGCAUCAUCUAAUCAAACAACCGAUGAAACUUCGGUUGAAUGCAAAUCAUAUGUUCCUAUGGAAACUGAAUCUAGUCAAGUAGAAUCACAAAAGUGUUCUGUUCAACCUUGUUCUUCACGAGCCACGGACAAUUCAAAUGACGCUCCAGAAGAAGAUCAAGUUAGUAGCGACGAUUCACCGUGUACCAGCAUGGGAAAUAAACAGGAAGGGCACAUGAUGAAAAACCUUCAAGAUAGACUAACGAAAAUGAGAGUUGGUUUCCUUGAAAAACACGGGAGUGAGCCUGCUGUGAGUUUAACUUACACAGACAAAAGCUCAACAAGUGCUACGAUAUCUCUCGGUGUAGCCGACGAAAUGAUUCGUGAUGGUUACCAUGCAGGACCAUCUGGAAGUCGCGGCAGCGGAACAUUCUCGGGCAGAAGUCAUGACAAACAUAUACGAUAUAAUAACACGCACGAAAAGACUGAUGAAAGUGAUUAUACCGAUAGCGAUGACGAAGAUUUACAGUCUGGAGAAAGAUUAAGAAGCGCAAUGGAAACAGACACGGACGAAGCUGUCGGUAGCUCUCGAUCGCGUCGGGGAUCCGCGACCUUCGAUAAAACAUACGUAACGGAGCUUCGUGUGAAGCAAAAAUACAUGGGGCAUCGCAACGCUAGUUUCUUUAGGACCAUGAUCAAAGAGGCAAACUUCUGGGGCAACGAUUUCGUCAUGUCGGGUAGCGACUGUGGUCACGUGUUCGUAUGGGAAAAAGAAACGGCCAAGUUGUGUAUGUUACUCGAAGCGGACCAACACGUUGUGAACUGUUUGCAACCGCAUCCGUUCUUGCCGUUGUUGGCUACAGCCGGCAUCGACUACGACGUUAAACUCUGGGCACCGAUAAACGAAGAAUCCAGCUUCGAUGAAAAGUUUGCCGAGGAUCUGAAAAAGAGGAACGCAGUCAUGUUGGAAGAGACCAAAGAUACAAUGACUGUACCUGCUGUAUUCAUGAUCAGAAUGCUGGCAUGUCUCAAUCAGAUACGCAGAGGGCGCGGUCGAAACAGGAGGAGGAGCGGUGACGAGAGCGGCGAAUUAAGAGGUAGUUAAACCGUUUUCGUGG
Messenger RNA from Megachile rotundata (alfalfa leafcutting bee), 2935 nucleotides. RefSeq names its product DDB1- and CUL4-associated factor 6. Gene Ontology annotation, cellular component: cytoplasm; Cul4-RING E3 ubiquitin ligase complex. Gene Ontology annotation, molecular function: protein binding. Gene Ontology annotation, biological process: positive regulation of transcription by RNA polymerase II. The record is from RefSeq and is a predicted model, not a curated record. Lineage: Eukaryota; Metazoa; Arthropoda; Insecta; Hymenoptera; Megachilidae.